Rhizophagus irregularis DAOM 181602=DAOM 197198 is the source of this 1170-nucleotide messenger RNA. RefSeq names its product 60S ribosomal protein uL3. NCBI's taxonomy places the organism in Eukaryota, Fungi, Glomeromycota, Glomeromycetes, Glomerales, Glomeraceae. Gene Ontology annotation, biological process: translation. Gene Ontology annotation, cellular component: ribosome; cytosolic large ribosomal subunit. The record is from RefSeq and is a predicted model, not a curated record. Gene Ontology annotation, molecular function: structural constituent of ribosome; RNA binding.
AUGUCUCAUAGAAAAUUUGAGGCUCCCCGUCAUGGCUCUUUGGGAUUUCUUCCGCGUAAACGAGCAAGAAGACACCGAGGUAAAGUCAAGUCUUUUCCAAAAGAUGAUCCAAGUAAACCUGUUCAUCUGACCGCUUUUAUGGGCUAUAAGGCGGGUAUGACCCAUAUUGUUCGUGAUUUGGAUCGUCCUAACUCAAAGAUGCAUAAGAAGGAGAUAGUUGAAGCUGUCACCAUCAUUGAAACACCACCUUUGAAGAUUGUAGGUGUAGUCGGAUACGUUGAAACACCAAGAGGAUUACGUACCUUGACCACAGUAUGGGCAGAACACUUGAGUGAUGAAGUCAAAAGAAGAUUUUAUAAGAACUGGUAUAAAUCAAAAAAGAAAGCAUUUACAAAGUAUGCUAAAAAAUAUUCUGAACAAAAUAAAGAAAUCGAUACAGAAUUGGAAAGAAUUAAAAAGUAUUGUCAAGUUGUAAGAGUAUUAGUUCAUACACAAAUUCGUAAAAUUAAAAUUCGACAAAAGAAAGCUCAUCUGAUGGAAAUUCAAUUAAAUGGUGGCACUAUUAAAGAUAAAGUUGACUGGGCUAGAAGUCAUUUUGAAAAAGAUGUGGAAAUUUCUUCAGUAUUUGAACAAGAUGAAGUUAUUGAUAUUAUUGGUGUCACCAAGGGUAAAGGUUUUGAAGGGGUCACUCAUCGUUGGGGAACGAAGAAACUUCCGCGUAAAACCCAUAAAGGUUUACGUAAAGUUGCUUGUAUUGGUGCAUGGCAUCCCUCAAGAGUAAUGUAUUCUGUUCCACGUGCUGGUCAAAAUGGAUAUCAUCACCGAACGGAAGUCAACAAAAAAAUUUAUCGUAUUGGUAAACAGAGUGAAGACAAUAAUGCAUCAACUGAAUACGACAAUACUAAGAAAAAAAUCACACCAUUGGGUGGUUUUCCGCAUUACGGUAUUGUUAAUGAAGACUUCGUUAUGAUCAAGGGCUCAUGUGUUGGAGUUAAGAAGCGUGUUCUUACUUUAAGAAAAACUUUAAUCACCCAUACAAAACGUUCCGCUUUGGAGAAAGUUUCACUUAAGUUUAUCGAUACGAGUUCCAAAUUUGGACAUGGGCGUUUCCAAACUCCAGAAGAAAAACACGCUUACCUUGGUACUCUCAAAAAAGAUGCUGAAAAAUAG